Messenger RNA from Closterium sp. NIES-65, 4794 nucleotides. The record is from the annotation of a GenBank genome assembly. NCBI's taxonomy places the organism in Eukaryota, Viridiplantae, Streptophyta, Zygnematophyceae, Desmidiales, Closteriaceae.
AUGCUACCGUACCUCUUCCCUGACCUAGCUGCCUUUCCCACAGUCACUGACCUCAUUACGCACCUCCGCACUAGUGACACUCGCUACCGCGCUGCGCUUCCUGCUGAUCGGUCGGCGCUGCGUCUGCCUCGAGCAGGAGACGCCGCACCGGCAAGGGCAAGAAGGGCAAGGGCGCUUGAGGGGCUGGCGAGGGCGGUGGAGGUGGCGGUGGCGGCAAUGGAGGGGGUGGGGGUGGUGGUGGGAGUGGUGGCCGGGGUGGAGGUGUCGGUGGCGGCAGUGGAGGCGGAGGCGGAGGCGGCGGUGGCGGUGGGGGCGGAGGUGGCGGAGGUGGCGGCGGUGGAGGAGGCGGCGGAGCUGGUCGCGGUGGCGCUGCGCAGAGGGUCGGCUCCGGUGGUGGGUGGGGGUACUGGUCCGUGCACCUACAUCCUACGCACCGGCGACCGCGCGGGUGAGCAGUGCGGGGGUGCGCACCCCACCCAGCGCUGCUUUGGCCGCCUGACGGACGCUUGGCGUCACCAAUUCCCUGAGGCCACUGAGAUCCCUCGCUGUAGCGAGCUGUCUAGGGUGGGAGUAGCUAUCUUUGACCUUGACUUUGAUGCUAUUCUUGCAACCAUGUAUACUGUGACUAAUAGUGAUGAGGGUGACUCUUACCGGUGUUUUCCGCCCGACCCGGGCACUGAGACUGCUGCUCUAGGUACUGGUGAGGCUGUUGCUCUAGGUGCUAGCGAGGCUGUUGCUCUAGGUGCUAGUGCGUAUGCUUCCUCAGGUGCUGGUGAGUCUGCUCUCACAGGUACCGCGUCGGCUUCGGCCUCCCACACCUUCACCCUUGACUCGGGGGCUUCUCGCUCCUUCUUUCGAGACCGUACCAAACUCACGCCGCUUGGUCGGCCAGUUGCAGUCUCUCUAGCAGACCCCUCUGGGGGUCCUGUCCUUGCUCACUUCUCCACUGUCCUCCCGUGUCCGGCGGCCCCCUCUGGCACCCUGUCUGGUCUUUACCUCCCCUCGUUCUCUACGAACUUGGUGAGUGGUGCUGACCUACAGGAUGCGGGGGUUCACCAGUUCACUCCUGCGAGUCAGCGGGUGACCCACUGCACGGACGCUCGGACAGGCCGACACGGCCACGUAGCUGCGUCAAGUCAGGUGUUUGCUACAGCGUCCAGGUCUGGUCCUGAGUCUGCCCCCUGCUCGUGUCGCCUCCUGUCUCACGAGACUCUCCUCUGGCACCACCGCCUUGGUCACCCCUCCCUGCUUCGUCUCCGAUGCAUGGCCUCCCGUGUCCUUGUCUCUGGUCUUCCCCGGUCCCUCCCUCCCCUUCCCCCGGGGCCUGCCCCUGCCUGCACGCUUCACAUGGACGUGUGGGGCCCAGCCCGCGUCCAUGGACAGGGUCACGAGCGCUACUUCCUGCUGGUGGUUGACGACUACUCGCGUUACACCACAGUCUUCCCCUUGCGCAGCAAGGGUGAUGUCACUGAGCAAAAUGGGAUUGCUGAGCGCCGCAUUGGCAUGGUCAUGGACGUCGCUCGUACGUCCAUGAUGCAUGCGGCUGCCCCCCAUUUUCUGUGGCCGUUUGCGGUUCGGUACGCGGCGCAUCAGAUCAACCUUCACCCCAGGGUCUCCAUGCCGGAGACCUCCCCAGCCUUGCUGUGGACGGGGAAGGUCGGCGAUGCGUCUGCGUUCCGUGUCUGGGGAUCUAGGGCGUUUGUCCGCGACUUGUCUGCGGACAAGCUCUCCCCUCGUGCUGCUCCUUGUGUCUUCCUUGGCUUCCCCCCUGACGCCCCUGGGUGGCAAUUCUACCACCCCACCUCUCAUCGUGUUCUGUCCUCCCAGGACGUCACGUUCUACGAGUCAGUCCCCUACUACCGCCUCUUCCCCUACCACACUCCUCCCCUCCCCCCGCCACCGCACUUCCUUUUGCCAGGUCCCCCCCCGGUAGACCCCCUCCCCCCUCACGGUCCUGCCCCUUCAGGUGUGUCCCAGGUAGACGCAGUCAAGCCGGUCGAGGUUGCUGGUGACUCUGGUAAUGCUACGGGUGCUGAGCUUGGGGGUGCUGACUCUGGAAGUGCUGCGCGCAUGGGUACUGAGCCUGGGGGUGCUGAGUCUGGGGGUGCUACGACUGGGGGUGCUGAGCCUGGGGGUGCUACGACUGGGGGUGCUGAGCCUGGGGGUACUGCGACUGGGGGUGCUGAGCCCGGGGGUACUACGACUAGGGGUGCUGAGCCUGGGGGUGCUACGUCAGGAAUGCUGAGCCUGGGGGUGUUGCAUCUGGAGCUACUGAGCCUGGUGGUGCGGAGCCAGCGGCCGCUGGACCUGCUCGUGUGGCGUCUGGCGGUGCUGGGCCUGGAGGUUCUCCGGAUGCUUCCUGGAGCUGCUGAGGGUGUUGGCGCUAAGGCUACUGCUGUUAGUCCUCGCGGUGGUCCUGCUUCGGGUGCUGCUGGUACUGCUGGAGGUCCUGCAGCUGGAGGUGUUGUUGGCGCUGGUGCUGCCGCUGAGGGUGUUGGUGCUGUCCUUGCUGUGUCUGGAGUCACCGCGCGGCCUCGGCCGUACUUCGUUCCGCUCCUUCAGCAGGUUCUUGGUCUCCCACCUUCUACUAGUCCUCCUCCUCCCUUCAAGUGUCGACAGCCUAUGCAGUCACAGUCACAGUUCCCGCCCGCCUCCCCACUGCCUGCUCCCUCUCCUUACACUGGUCCUACUGGAGGUCUUGCUGAGCGUCGUGAGCCUGCGUCUUGUCCCGCGUCGCCUGUUCGUGCUGCUCGCGCUAGUGGUCGCGGUUCGCGUCAGCGUCCUCCUCGUGUCCCUGGCACACACCGGAUGUCUCUGCGUCCGUCCACUGCUCCUCUGCGUGUCCCUUUGCCUUCUCCUCCUGAGUCCUCUCUUCCUGCGCUUGCCGAAAUGGAGUCGGACUCUCUUCGUGCUGCUAGUCCUACCGUCACGCGUCUCCUGGCUACUGUCGUCGUUGACCCCUCUUUUGAGUCCACUUCUGCGUCUGCUCUUGUUGCUGAGCUCGUCGACUUUGCUGCUCGCUGUCAUCUAGACUACGUUGCUAGUCUUGUUGCUGAGUCUACGUCUAUCUGUCCUCCGUCCGUCGGGGGUGAGUGUGCUCUUGGCACGGACGUCUUUGAGGACAGGCAAGAGGAGUUACAGUGUCUGGCUGCUGCUUCACCUCAUCUCGCGUCCGUACUGCUUACCCCUGAGGGAGACCCGGAUGCACUAGACAUCCCGACUCCGCUCUCUUACGCGGAGGCCGUAGAGGGUCCCUACUCCUCUCAGUGGCAGGCAGCUAUGGAUGCAGAGAUGGCUUCCUGGAAGUCCACAGGCACCUACGUUGACGCGGUUCCUCCUCCUGGGGCGAACAUCGUCAGUGGCAUGUGGAUUUUCAGGGUGAAGCGCCCGCCGGGCUCUCCACCUGUCUUCAAGGCGCGGUACGUGGCUCGUGGCUUCAGUCAGCGGCAGGGAGUUGACAACUUUCAGACCUUCUCUCCCACCCUGAAGAUGACAACUCCUCGGGUGCUACUACACAUAGCCGCUCAGCGUGACUACGAGCUUCACUCCCUUGACUUCAGCACUGCUUUCCUGCAGGGUAGCCUGCACGAGGAGAUCUGGCUGCGCCGUCCACCUGACUUCACCGGGACUUUCCCUCCUGGCACCCAGUGGAGCCUCCGACGGCCAGUCUACGGUCUCCGCCAGGCACCGCGCGAGUGGCACGACACACUGAGGACUACGCUUGCGGCUCUUGGGUUUGCUCCCUCUAAUGCUGACCCGUCAUUGUUUCUGCGCACCGACACCUCUCUACCGCCGUUCUACAUCCUCGUGUACGUCGACGACUCGGUCUUCGCCACAGCUAACACUGCUGGACUCGCCCACGUGAAGUCCGAGCUGCAGAAGAGACACACGUGCACAGACCUGGGUGAACUGCGCAGCUACCUUGGCUUGCAGAUCACCCGGGACAGAGCACGCCGCACCAUUACCUUGACUCAGUCACACAUGGUGCAGCAGGUCCUUCAGCGCUUCGGCUUCACGUACUCCUCGCCUCAGGCCACUCCUCUGUCUACUCGCCACUCGCUCUCAGCUCUGCCUUCGGAUGAGUCCGUAGAGUCGAGUGGCCCGUACCCAGAGCUUGUUGGCUGCCUCAUGUACCUGAUGACCUGCACACGACCUGACCUUGCAUACCCUCUUAGCAUUCUUGCACGCUAUGUUGCUCCUAGGAGACACAGACCAGAGCACAUGGCUGCAGCGAAGAGGGUGUUGCGCUACUUGUGCAGUACGUCGGGCAUGGGGCUAGUGCUUGGAGGGCGGAGUCCAGUGGUCCUCACUAGGCACGCGGACGCUUCUUGGGCUGACGACCAGGCUACGCAGCGGUCGUCACAGGGUUACACCUUCAGCCUUGGUUCCGGCUCUGUUUCGUGGCGGGCUACUCGCUCGUCUUCUAUUCUCGGCUCCAGUUGUGAGGCUGAGAUCUACGCCGGGGCCAUGGCUGCACAGGAGCUUCGCUGGCUCACCUACCUGCUGACUGACCUAGGAGAGCCGCCUCGUUCUCCUCCAGUGCUGUACGUAGACAACAAGGCCUUGCUGGCCUUGUGUCGGGAGCAGCGCCUGGAGCACAGAACGAAGCACAUUGCUCUCCGCUACUUUCUUGCUCGUGAGUUGCAGCAGCGUGGUCAGUUGCGACUUGCGUACGUGGCCUCUGAGGUCAACACUGCUGAUGUUUUCACCAAGGCACUUCCGCCUUGUGAUCAUCAGCGCUUCUGCACUCAGCUCGGUCUUGUGCCUGCCUUGCCUCACUUGCUCACCCCUUGA